Messenger RNA from Phytophthora nicotianae INRA-310, 1017 nucleotides. RefSeq lists its product as hypothetical. Bases 31 to 849 code for a protein of 272 amino acids. Lineage: Eukaryota; Oomycota; Peronosporomycetes; Peronosporales; Peronosporaceae. The record is from RefSeq and is a predicted model, not a curated record. The transcript has 2 exons.
GCCACGUCAGAUAUUCGCUCCCUUGCAACGAUGGAGUCGCGCACGUCGUUCUCGCAGGUGGCACUGCUCGCGCUGCUCGUCGUCGGCGCCAUCACGGGUGUCUACGUGUUCUUUCAGAACGCCCCUGAGGCUGAGUUCACCGAGUGCGAGUCCAUUUCUGUAUCGUACGUGAUUCGCGGCGUCCUGCCUACUUGGCUAAAUGGGCGCAAUGACAAAAUGGGCACAGUCCAGGGGCUCUGGCAGUGCGCGAGUCAGUAUCGCGAGCAUCACGCCGCCUUCGUUCUCUCCAGCUUCUGCAUCGUGUACAUUUCGCUGCAAACGUUUGCUAUCCCGGGCCCCAUUGUGCUGAGCAUUCUGUCUGGAGCCAUGUACCCAUUCAUGCAGGCCCAGAUUCUGGUAGCCUUCUGUGCUACGACGGGCGCCUCGCUCUGCUUCAUGCUGUCGUACUUCUUGGGCCGCGGCGUCUUCAAUAAAGUGCUGGCUGGGAUGAUCGGACGCUUCAAAGAGAAGAUCGCCCACAACCAAGGCAACCUCUUCUACUACCUGCUGUUCCUGAGGAUCACUCCGCUGCUGCCCAAUUGGUUCGUCAACAUCGCUUGUCCACUGGUGGGUGUCCCGUUCAAGUACUUCUUCCUGGCCACGUUGAUCGGCUUGGUCCCGGCCAAUUUUCUGCAUAUUUCGACGGGUGCGACACUGAACAGUGCUGCGGGAGCUUCUGGUGGGAGCAAUGCGGUCAGCUUUGCCGUGCUUUUCCUGCUGCAGUUUGUGGCAUUAUUGCCCACGCUAUUUAAGGGCAAGAUCGAGAAGUACGAGAAGGAAGCAUUUGAGAAGAGCAAGAAGACCAAGUAAAAGUGGGGACAGGCACCACUGUAAUAGCGAUUCCUUAGAGCUAAAUGGCUUGAUGUUGGAUCGAGACUGUCAAUGUUACUCCCUCAAUUUUAAUCACAUUGCAAAAUUUGUUUUAAGGGUGUCCAACUUUCGACACGAUGUAAACUAGUGAUCGUCGUUAUUGUGGUU